Puntigrus tetrazona (Sumatra barb) is the source of this 2503-nucleotide messenger RNA. RefSeq names its product UDP-GlcNAc:betaGal beta-1,3-N-acetylglucosaminyltransferase 5a (gene b3gnt5a). Gene Ontology annotation, biological process: brain development. The coding region runs from base 414 to 1553 and encodes 379 amino acids. NCBI's taxonomy places the organism in Eukaryota, Metazoa, Chordata, Actinopteri, Cypriniformes, Cyprinidae. Gene Ontology annotation, cellular component: membrane. The transcript has 2 exons. The record is from RefSeq and is a predicted model, not a curated record.
AAGCAGUCCCGUUCAAAUACAAGCUCCGCCAGCAGCUACACACUACUGCUUUCACUACAGCUGCCACAAUACGACUGAGGCUCAGGGCUUAAAAACUAGCACUUUAGAACAUUUCCUACAUCAUGGAUGAGCCUCAAUGAACACAAAUGCAGUGUUAAUGCCACACGGUGGAUUCUUGCAAACCGACUGCCAUUUUGAGUGUAAGAAAAGUGUAAGAAAAAGUGCACAAAAAGGUGGAAAAUGUUGUGGGUUAACGCUUCCGGCAAGCCAGCGCAUCUGCACUGACAUGACUACGAUGGAACUCAGGAAAACCAAGCCCUGGGGAAAAAAAAUCAUAGAGAGCGGUACAUCUGGUUUGCAUUACUGGACUUGAAAAGAGAGAGCGGGGCUGAGAGCGUGCGCAGGUUAGCAGAAUGUUCAAGAAUUGCAGAAGGGUGAGGAAAUGGCAUUUUAUGCAGCUCGUCUCCAUGUGCUGUGUGAUGUCAGUCCUUAUGGUUUGCUGGGACCACGUGGACCACAGCGUCGUGAGCCACGUGAAGUCAUACUCCUACCGCUACCUAAUCAACAGCUACGAUUUCAUCAACAAGAGCCUCAGCGUCAGCCCAAAAGAAGCCGCCAGGUUCGGCAGCUUCCCUUAUUUGCUUAACAACGAAGAUGUUUGUAAAGGGAAAGACGUGCUGCUUCUCCUCUUCGUGAAGUCCUCCCCAGGGAACUUCAGACGGCGACAGGCCAUUCGCUCCACAUGGGGCAACGAGUCCUACAUAAGUCACGAGCUGGGCGUUAUCGUCAAAGUAGUGUUUGCUAUGGGAGUUUACUCUGAUAGCUCACCGCAGGACAAACUGCACAAGGAAUUGCACAAGGAGCACAUGAACCACGGUGACCUGGUUCAGCAGGAUUUCCUUGACACUUUCCACAACCUCACUGUCAAACUGCUGCUUCAGUUCCGGUGGAUGCACGAAAACUGCGCCCAUGCCCAUUUCCUCAUGACGGCGGACGACGACGUCUUCAUCCACCUGCCCAACCUGGUGCGCUACCUUCAGGACCUCAGAAGCCAGAAGGUGCGCAACCUUUGGGUCGGCCACGUUCACAGGGGGGCGCCUCCCAUUCGACGCAGGGACAGUAAAUAUUACAUGCCCUUCGACAUGUACCAGUGGUCGUCCUACCCAGAUUACACCGCCGGGGCCGGGUACGUGGUCUCUGGCGACGUGGCAGCCAAAAUCUAUCAGGCCACGCUGUCUCUGAACGCCUCUAUGUAUAUCGAUGACGUCUUCAUGGGUAUCUGUGCCAUUGCAGCAGGCAUCUCGCCUCAGGAACACGUUUAUUUCUCGGGGGAGGGGAAAACGCUCUACCACCCCUGCAUCUACGAAAAAAUGAUCACCUCUCAUGGACACGAGGGCGAUAUUAGGUAUCUGUGGAAGGUUGCGACCGCCCCGCACGUAAAAAGUAUUUCGUCUGGACUGUUUGGGAAGCUCUAUUGUACGGCUGUGAAAAUGUCCCUGCUUUGUAAGCCGUACUUUACGAACACGUAUUCAUGCAUGGCAGCUUUUACAUGACGCACCAAGAAGUCCGAGUAGUAUUUCCUUUUUUUUCCUCUCUCUCUCUCUCUCUCUCUCUCUCUCUCUCUCUUUUAACUUUGCUUUAAAUGUUAAACAUUUUGUCAGUUCCCAAUAAAGUUAAAAGCUGUUAAAAGCUCUAAGCAUUUGUUUUGCACUUUUUCCAUUUCAUUUGAAUAAUUUUUUUUUUUUUUAUGACAGGAGAGCAGGAAACACGACGCGCAUCAAACAUGACACAAGUCUCACAAAACCUGUCAAGGUCCUAUUUACCUUCUAAAAAAUUAUAUAAUAAAAAUGGAUAAAGUGAUUCUGAAAAUAUUAAGACUUUUCCAACAAUUUCUCAUCUCUGUAUUGCAAUCCAAAUAAUGUUAUAUUAUUUUAAAAAAUAGAUUUUUUGUAGAAAAAAAAUCAUAGUAAUUUAAAUAUAUAGAAUAAGGAGAAAAUUUAUAAUACCGUUAAUAGUAUAACUAAAAGUAAAACCAUUUAAUUUAUUUAGUAAUUUAAAUUGUUUUUAUCAUCAUGAACAUACCGCCAUACCGUUUGUGUUAGCAAAUGCGUUUUUACAGAUAUCAUACUUAGUUUUAGUUUGUAUGUAUGUGUUACGACUGUAUUUAGCUACUAGAAGGUGUAAACGGUCUCCGAGGCAUGCUGUGUGUCUUAACUUUCUUUCAUGUUGCAAAUGUCAUAUGCUUCUGCUUUAAGCUUUUAAACAUUUUAAUGAACUGAUGGUGCUACUUGUGCAGGAAGAUUUUAACAGUUUACAUUUUGCUACAAUAAAUCAAUGCCUAUGUUGCAUUGUGGCGUCAGCCACAUAGAGAGUACAUGAUUCUUCAUAUAAUGUGAAAUUAGAACAAGAAGAAUGAAUCAACAGUGUGCAAAAACACAGCCAAAAAUGUACAUUGCCAUAAGUGUUUCUAUUUACCACUGAAUUAAAGGUGUUCAAUUCAUAA